This is a messenger RNA of Acipenser ruthenus (sterlet), 3076 nucleotides long. RefSeq lists its product as uncharacterized. The coding region runs from base 173 to 3034 and encodes 953 amino acids. Gene Ontology annotation, biological process: prevention of polyspermy; binding of sperm to zona pellucida. NCBI's taxonomy places the organism in Eukaryota, Metazoa, Chordata, Actinopteri, Acipenseriformes, Acipenseridae. Gene Ontology annotation, molecular function: acrosin binding; structural constituent of egg coat. The record is from RefSeq and is a predicted model, not a curated record. Gene Ontology annotation, cellular component: egg coat. The transcript has 20 exons.
UACAACAACCAUUGGGGAGCCUACCAGGACCACCAGCAGGAAGACCACCACGGGGAGGACUACCAGGACCACCAGCAGGAUUACUACCACAACCACCAUUGGGGAGCCAACCAGGACCACCAUUGGGAAGACAACCAAGGCCCCUACAACUGUGGUCUGCACAGCUUCCAGUAUGGUGGUGGAGCUGCCCAAUGAACCUCUAAGACUGGUCAAGGUUCUAGAUAAAUCCAACCAGUGGGUAGCUGUCAUUGAUGCUCCCAAGUACUGCAACUACACCUUGUUGCAGGGAAGGGGAGGGAACUUCUUCAUAACCCCCUACACGGCCUGUGAUGUCAGGAUAUUGAAUAACAACUAUGUUUUGAAGAUAUGGUAUCUGACAACUGGUGGCAUAAAAGGGUAUGUGGUGAUGAAAUGCCCAACCAGUGCUGGAGAACCCACAAAAGCCCCAACAACUACUCCCACUACAUGGGAGCAAACCAAACCGACAAGGAUCACUGGAAUUGCUACGAAGACAACUAUGAGAACCACUGGUGGGGAGCCAACUGUAGUGUGCACAGCCUCUAGUAUGGUAGUGGAGCUGUCCAAGGAACCUCUGGUACUAGUAGAGCUUCUAGCUGAAUCCAGCAAGUGGGUAGCUGUCAUUGAUGCUCCUGAGGAUUGCAACUACACCUUGGUUCAGAGCAGAGAAAGGAACCUCUUCAAAACCCCCUACACGGCGUGUGAUGUAAAGAUUCUGAAUGAGAACUACUUCUUGGCCUUGCGCUAUACAACAAUUGAUGGUAAAGUAGGCUAUGUGCAGAUGGAAUGUCCAACCAGUGCAGGAGAACCAACAAAAGCACCUGUAACUACAAACACGACCAGGAAAUCAACAAGGACCCCCCCAGCACCAGAUGUGGUGUGCAACUCAUCCGGAAUGAUGGUGGAGCUGCCCAAGGACUCUUUAGACCUAGUGGAGCUUCUAGAUUAUUCCAACAAAUGGGUAGUUGUUAACAAGGCUCCCAUGUACUGCAACUACACCUUGCUGCAGGGAAGUGGAAGGACCCUUUUCAUAACCCCCUACAAAGCCUGUGAUGUCAGGAUACUGAAUGAGAACUACAUCUUGACCCUCCGCUAUACAACUUCUGGGCAACAAGUUUAUGUUCACAUGAAAUGCCCAACCAGUGCUGCAGCAUCCACAAAAACACCUUCCUCUACAACCACUACUGGAAAACCACCAAUACCCACUGUCUGCAACGCCUCAGUCAUGACAAUAGAGCUGCCUGAAGGACCAAUUGAACAAGUAGCCCUGAUAGAUAAAUCCAACACUCUGGUAACUGUCAAAGAUGAUACCAGAAAGUGUGGAUACAGCUUGGUGCAUGGGAGAGGAAAGAACAUCUUCACAACCCCUUACACAGCCUGUGAUGUGAAGAUGCUGAAUGGGAAUUAUGUCCUGACUCUAGCAUAUGUAAUCCUUACUGGGGAAAGGGUACUGGUGCAGAUGAAAUGUCCAGUCAGUGCAGCUUUACCAACAGGGUUGCCACUCCCUCCCUUUGGGGUUUCUGUCCUCUGCAGUGAUACUUGCAUGACAGUGGAACUUCCUGGGGGACUGCUACAAGAUAUCCAGUUAAUGGAUGAAUCCAACAACUUGGUAGCUGUUACCGGUGCUUCCGAGACUUGUGGCUACAGUUUGGUGAGGGGGAACGGCAAGAACAUCUUGACCGCUCCUUACAAGGCCUGCAAUGUCAAGAUACUGAACAACUUCUACAUCCUGAGAGUCAUUUACACCACUCUUACUGGGGAGCGAGGAGAUAUACAGGCCAAGUGUCCUGUUCCUAGUCUAGUACCACGUGAGGGGUGCAAGAUACCAAGAAGUCAGCAGGUUGCUUGUGGUCCUCCUAAUGCUGAUCCACAACUGUGUGUGGCCAGUGGAUGUUGUGUGGAUGCAACAACUUCCCAGUGUUACUAUCCUUUGAAUGCAUGCACUGCAGAUGGCCAUUUUGUAUUCUCCGUAGACCGCACCUCAGCCAAGCCAGAAAUCGAUCCUGGCAGUCUAGUAAUUGCAGGAAACCGAUCAUGUGCCCCAGUAAUCUGCACUCCAGACUUUGCCAUCUUCAAAUUUCCUGUGACUGGCUGUGGGACACAUGUCUUUACGGUGGCGGAGACUACAAUUUAUCUUGCUGAAGUUCAUGGCUUGGUUCGGGGGAACCAGCAGAUGUAUGGACAAAUUACCAGAGAUGGCCCUUAUCGUUUCCAGGUGGAAUGUCGCUAUUCUAAAGGGCAUUUGGCCAGCACUGGUUACUUGGUGGUGAACCCACCGCCUCCAUCAGCAGCUUUGGCUUUUGGCUCACUUGGGGUUAGGUUAAGGAUUGCCACAGACACCAGCUACACUAGCUUCUACCCUCGGUCCCAUCUGCCCCUGAGCUUCUUGCUUGGCAGCAAGGUGUAUCUGGAAGUGCAGCUUGUAAACCCUCCUAACCCCAAUGUAGUUCUGCUGGUCCACUACUGCAUCGCCUAUCCCCAGUCCUCUCAAGCUGCCUGGGUGAUCCUCUAUGAAGGUUGUCCCAACAUCCUGGAUUACAGCAGUGCUGCUGGCCUCCAUGUGAAAUACAAUAACAUGCCUGUAUCCAAGCACACUCGACGCUUUGAAAUACAAAGCUUCCAGUUCCUGGACUACAAGACCAAGCAGCAUUUGGAUGAGGAAAUCUAUUUUAUGUGUUCAACUGAAGUGUGUUCCCCAGAACACCGUGUUUGUAAUGAAGGAUGCUUUGAUGGGAGAGAUAUGCCUGUUCCAGUGGAUCUUGGUGUGGGAGGGCGCUGUGCAGGAAAGCCCUGUCCUGGGAAAUCCAACGUAGUCAAGCGAGCUGCUCAUGGUCAUACUGGCCUCAUCGCUGUCGGUGAAGGAACCUUCCUUUUGGAUGAGCCUGUGCCCCAUGAACAAAUGGAGAAGCACUGGACACACUUCCAUGGUCUCCUGGGGCUGCUUGCUCUGCUGGUCUCGGUAUCUGUUGUAAUGCUCUUCCUCAAAUGGGUUGUCUUGCAAAUGGCCAGGUCCUAGAGAAGCAGUCUAACUUGAAUAAACCUUUAUCUUGUGUUGAAA